Salmo salar (Atlantic salmon) is the source of this 3349-nucleotide messenger RNA. It is a transcript of the gene cnot7, whose product is annotated as CCR4-NOT transcription complex, subunit 7. Gene Ontology annotation, molecular function: nucleic acid binding; poly(A)-specific ribonuclease activity. The record is from RefSeq and is a predicted model, not a curated record. NCBI's taxonomy places the organism in Eukaryota, Metazoa, Chordata, Actinopteri, Salmoniformes, Salmonidae. Gene Ontology annotation, cellular component: CCR4-NOT complex.
UUUUGGGGUGUAGUCUGCCAAUAAACCUAGAAGAAGACGUAGAGAUGAAAAGGAACCAGGGGUGUAUACAUUAGUCCAAACAGUUGCAAAACAACUAAAACGAGAGUUUCUAUUGGACCUUUUGACAAACGUUUCGGUCCUUGGACUCCAAAGGCAAACGUGCAUACUUUUGUGACGUCACUACUUGCGUGAUGACGUUGUAAUGGAGGUUCAGAGGUGGCAGCUGUGGGUUGAUAUCAAUGACUGUCGGUAUCUGGAAUAUAAAACUGUUUAAAAGUUAGUUAAAAGGCCCUGACCGUUUUUAAACAAGGUCAAACAAAUAAAGAAGGACCACAAUUCCAUGGUCAUUUUCUCGAUUGAGAGUUUGUUUGUUUGUUUUUGAUGCCUUGCUUGUAGAGCUGGCACUAUGCCCGCGGCUACUGUGGAUCAUAGCCAAAGAAUAUGUGAGGUUUGGGCUGACAACCUGGAUGAAGAACUCAAAAGGAUCCGCCAGGUCAUUCGAAAAUACAACUACAUUGCCAUGGACACAGAGUUUCCAGGUGUAGUUGCGAGACCGAUUGGAGAGUUCAGAAGCAAUGCUGACUACCAGUACCAGUUACUGCGAUGUAAUGUAGACUUGCUAAAGAUUAUCCAGCUGGGCCUUACCUUUAUGAAUGAACAGGGUGAAUAUCCACCGGGAACUUCAACAUGGCAGUUCAAUUUUAAGUUUAACCUCACGGAGGACAUGUAUGCACAGGACUCCAUCGAGCUCUUGACAACAUCAGGCAUCCAGUUCAAGAAGCAUGAGGAGGAGGGGAUCGAGACAUUGUACUUGGCUGAACUGCUCAUGACCUCAGGAGUGGUGCUCUGUGAGGGCGUCAAGUGGCUUUCUUUCCACAGUGGCUAUGACUUUGGCUAUCUGAUCAAGAUUCUGUCCAACUCUAACCUGCCCGAAGAGGAAGUGGACUUCUUUGAGAUCCUUCGCCUGUUCUUCCCCAUCAUAUAUGAUGUCAAGUACCUCAUGAAGAGCUGCAAAAACCUCAAGGGUGGGCUACAGGAAGUGGCAGAACAGCUGGAGCUGGAGAGGAUUGGCCCCCAGCACCAAGCUGGCUCAGACUCACUACUGACAGGCAUGGCAUUCUUCAAGAUGAGAGAGAUGUUCUUUGAGGAUCAUAUCGACGAUGCAAAGUACUGUGGUCACUUGUACGGGCUGGGUUCAGGCUCUGCAUACGUCCAGAACGGCACAGGGAACGCCUACGAGGAGGAAGCCAAUAAACAGCUGUCAUGACAUCAUCACUGGGAUCUUUCUGGAUGCUCUAGUCAUUUACUACGACGAUUGGAAUAAUGAAAGAACAAAAGCGCAUAUAUAUCAUUUCGGAAGCUCUUUGUCAUAAGCGCUUCUCACUUUAGGUGGUUGGUGAAUUUGGUGGUUCAAUAGUUCCUAUCUCCAGACGUACCCAAGGUUUGUGUUUGUGCUUAAAAUCAUGUUUUUUCUAUGAAAGCAGUUUAGAGGGGCUGGUUGGUUCAUUUAGAUUUCACAUGAAGCGCUUGAAGAGAAAACAAGGGAUUUUAGUUUUUCAAACAUUUUCUGUAGAAAUUUUGCACUUUAAAGCUCCUAACCAGAUCCUUGAUUUUAUAUGAAAAGCUACGUUUUUCUGGUAUGCUCCUCUUUGUUGCCUUCUCUAAGUUCAAUUUUUUUCACUUAACAUCUGUCUUUAUUAUGAAAAUAAGUAUUUUUUUUUCACCAAACUUAGCCUUAAUAGUAGCCACAUUUUUUUUUAUGUUAUUUUAAUAUUUAAUUUAUUGUACUGGUUGGUUGUUUUCAUGUGACGAGACCCCCCCCCCAUAUGUAAAAACAAAUAUGCAAUAUAAGAGAGAUUGUUUUUAAAGCUUUUGUAAAUAAAGGCUUCAAACUUUUCUAACAUAUAAUAACUUGAUUUGAGUGAGUUUGAAAUCUGUUUGAGUCAUAUUUUAAAUGAUAUACCUUAUAGGCUAUUGAGACCGAUAUGGGAGAAAGGUACAAGAACAUUCAAUAUCAAUAUAAACAGGCAGAAUAUGGCAUCAAUGUAUUUAUCUGAUAAGGCAUCACAGUACAGUACAUAGCCUCACAUGUUCAUAAAGGUAAUUAAAAAAAUAUAGAUUGACAAGGUUUUGCAUACAUUUGAGCCAUUUACCAAAAGGAAAACCAAUGCUAACUGAUGCUGAUGACUCAUUUCCAAACAUAAAAUGUAAUUUAAAAUGACCAAAGGAGUACAAUCAGAACAGAACAUUCACAAAGAAUGGAACAGCUGGAGCAAUCGCUGUAUUAUUUCUGCAGCACUUCCAUAUUUUAAUGGAGUUGAAUUGAGAAUGCAGCAAACAUUCUGAAACUGAGGCUUGGAUUUGAAGAUCAUAGGCCAGUGUGUCAGGCCUCUGGAGAAAAACAGGAUCUUUGGCUGGCAGUUUGACAAUAAACAGCACUACAGGAAUACUUGACAUGGCAAGCACACUGACAUAUCAAAAAAUAAGACUGAUUGGUGAUGUCUAAGAGCCAAUGGUAUGGCCAGAGGAACACAGGAAUCCUUUCAAAUCAAAGAAUAUCAAUAUAGCCCUUAUUCAAAUGAUUAUUAUGCAACAGUGAUUUUACCGCAUUUCCAAGAGAGAGAAACUGGUAUAAUACAUGGAACUAUUUACUUUCUUAUGUUUUGUUAGCAUCCUGAGUAUGAAGCAUGCAUCAGUUAAUUGAAGGUUUUUUUCUUUUAAUCACAACAGUUAAUCUCUUCAAUACUUCUUUCAUGUUCAGUGCCAUAAAAAGCCUAACACUGCAUAUCUCAUCCAAUAAUCACACACACAAAGCAGCUUUUACUCUUAAAAUAUGUCUAUACAAUCAUAGAAUCAACAUUCACUAUCAUACAUCUUUGCGUGUUGGGUUAGGAUUAAGUAUUGGCAAAUUUUAAAAUGACAUUCAAAUGGAAUAUUUAUACUGUUUCUGUCAAUAAUCACAAAUACAAGUUAGUCAUUCUAGUUUAGACAUUACACAAGUAAAAAUAGACUAAUUUGAAGACAAAGUCCAAGAUAAUCAAAUCAUACAACAAUAAUUCAAUGGUCCUUUACUAAAAUAAUAUAGAUGUACUGAACACAUACAAAUGUCGCUUCUUAGACCAACCACCUGUUUGUUAUACAAAGUGAAAAUAAAACACUUCUCAUUCUAUUCUUAUGCUUUUCAGAUCCAAACUUGCAAAAACACGGCAAGUAAUUGGAAUGCAACUUCAAUCUUCCGAGGCCACAACUUGAUCUCAUACUCAAUAUUCAGCCUUCAGGAAACCAGUUUUCACCACGUUAAAUUAUUUCUUUAGAAACAAUAACAAUGUUUAGUUGGAUUCAAAUGUUA